Meloidogyne enterolobii is the source of this 544-nucleotide messenger RNA. Lineage: Eukaryota; Metazoa; Nematoda; Chromadorea; Rhabditida; Meloidogynidae. The record is from the annotation of a GenBank genome assembly.
AUGUCUAAAAUGCAAUGUGCAGAAUGUAGCAACAGUCCAGCAUGUAACGCUGAUACAUAUUUUGAGAAACAAAUGUUUUGUUGGGAAAAGGAUGUUAAAAAGUGGACACCGACCAAAGGGAGGAGGGUUUGUGGAGAAUCGUGUUUUAUUGGAGUUGAUCAGAUUGAAAUGGGUUUUGUGCAAGGCUGUGGUACCUGCCCUUCUCAAUUGGAAAAAUGUGCUAAAUGUAAUACCCCAUAUUGCAACGACAAAAAUAUACUUCCAACUAUAAAGUGUCACUACAACAUUGCUAAAACUAAGCUUUAUAAGAAAAAAGUGAAAAAAUGUCACCCUAUGCAUACUCAUUGCUAUAUUGCUAAGGAUAAAUUUGGGAGAGGUAUUAAUUUAAAUCUUUGGUUCUUUCCUUUUAGCCUCAAAAUAUUUUAGUCUGUCAAGAUGGCAUUUAUUUUAGGGUUUUUGUGUUUAACUAUAAUGGUGUAUUUGUCAAAAUUAAUUCUCAAGUUAAAAAUCCAUAGCCUAAGGUUGUUCCUGUCCCCGAGGGACG